Messenger RNA from Sphaerulina musiva SO2202, 1686 nucleotides. RefSeq lists its product as uncharacterized. The record is from RefSeq and is a predicted model, not a curated record. Lineage: Eukaryota; Fungi; Ascomycota; Dothideomycetes; Mycosphaerellales; Mycosphaerellaceae. Gene Ontology annotation, molecular function: DNA binding. The coding region runs from base 155 to 1486 and encodes 443 amino acids. The transcript is spliced from 2 exons.
GAGUCUCUUCCCACCAACCCGUGUGCUACAAUACCACAUACCGUGCAUAUCGUCGGACUUUCCGUCGCACACGAGAACCUUCCCGUCUGUUACUCGCUGCUGUUCGACGCGGAUCAAAAAUUGUCAUCUUGGGCCUCGUCAGCUCUACCGCACCAUGAACGGCAUGGAGACCUAUCAUGGUCAUGUGCGAGCUCCAGCAGACGCCAUCAUCUUGUUUGAGGCGUGUCGCAUCGGACUGCUCCCACGUGUGCAGCGACGUCUGUCCGAAAAGGAGCGGCAAUCUAUCAAGUCCGGCUCUGUCUUUGUAUGGGACGAGCGUGAAGCUGGCAUGCGACGAUGGACGGACGGAAAGUCCUGGUCCGCGAGUCGCGUUUCGGGAAGUUUUCUCACCUAUCGCGAAAUGGAAGGCAAACGUGGCGGCUCGAGCUUCGACAAGAAUGCCAAUCGCGACGGCAUGAUGGGCCCGGAAAACGACUCCGAUGGCGGGCCAGACGGGUAUCGCUACAAGCCCGAUGGUCUGAUGAAGCAGUCGUUCAGCAUUACCACCAAUCAAGGUCAACAUCUGCACUUGAUCAGCUAUUUCUCUCGAUCGUCGACCGCUGCGAAUGGUCUGAUGGCGCCCUCCAACGAUCCGCAGCUCAGGCACAUUCGACCGGAGAAGGGCAUGUAUCCAGAUUCGACCGUGCACGAGCAAAGCAACAUUCCCGCUGUAACUCGAGGACCUAUGGGCUAUCCAGGCUACACGCAUUCACCCACUCAGUAUGGUCGGCCGUACUAUGCGCACCCAGGUUGGGCGCCACCCAGCCCGAUGCAUACUCCGCCACCGCCUCCUGCCUACUCGCCAUACUAUCACCACCCGCAUGGUCCAUAUGCACAUGGCAUGCAUUACCCACCGCCGCCGACUUCGUAUGGCGGACCACCUGCCAUGACGGCUUUUGAUAGGCCACCGCCGCCACUGAGCAACAGCGGUCUUCCUCCGCCACCAUCAGCUCCUUAUGGGCAAUCGCAUAGCAGCUAUGGGCACAGCUAUCCACCUCCACCCGCCACUUACCACUCGGCGCAUUCUUCGUACCAGCCACCUCCACUUCAGGCUCCGCCCUACCCCUCUACUCCCUCGUAUGGCCAGCAAUCGCAGCAGCAGGCAGAACCACAAACGCAACAACCCACACCUGCAGCAUCUGAUUCUGCGCAGAUCGCGGAUAGCCAACAUUCAUCAUCGUCGGAUCUGAAGUCGCCGUCAGAGCCCCAAGCUUCCGCAGGCGCAUCGCCACCCGUCGUAUCCUCUGGACAAACCAUUCCCAGCAUAUCAGCGAUGCUCAACGAAGGCGGUCCGCCCCCGGUUCGUGCCAGCAGCAGAAGCCCGGGCACUGCCGCUCGCGCCGCUCUGCAUGACAUUCCCACAUCCAAGCUGGGGUUUGAGGCUAGCCGCGAUAUGCAAACGAUUCGCACUCUGGACAAGACUACACUGAAGCAUAACUUCUCAUAACCUGCGGGGAAUCGGGAAGCAACCGCUAGAGGCAUAGCUCGGUAGACUUUUGGAUAUUUUCAGUGCUCAAUUAGCGAUGGCGCUGGAGGUGUUGUUACGAAUUCAUGGGUUGGAUAUGAGCGAAGGGAGUUGCCAAGUUGAGCCUGCCGGCCAUAUUGCCGCCAUAACGACCAUAUACUGUGAAUCUAUCCCAUCAACGA